Messenger RNA from Prunus armeniaca (apricot), 2226 nucleotides. The record is from the annotation of a GenBank genome assembly. NCBI's taxonomy places the organism in Eukaryota, Viridiplantae, Streptophyta, Magnoliopsida, Rosales, Rosaceae.
AUGACGCCUUGUCUUCUCCACGUCCCUGUCUUCUCUUUCCCACUUCCUCCAGAUUAUGUUACUGGGACUGGAAUUGACAACCACGCGAUAGAGGUUAGGAGCAAACUCCACCUUUUUGCUCAGAAAAAUCUGGACGAGAAUGUCCUCCACCUUUUCGACAAUACCCGAGUGUUAGCGCCGCACUGGUUUGGUCUUAUUCUGGCCGAAAUGGCAAAGCUGAUGAAGAAGGAUGCUGAAGCUCCUUUAUGCUUCGAGAGCACCUCUGGCUUAGCUUCUCAUACCUGGGUUAGCAAGAACCUGAGCCGGUCAUUUCCCUCUAGUGAAGUGAGGAGUAGUCCGGUUAAGUGGGCGGAUUGGAUUGACAGACUUCUGCCAAGGUAUGGAGCUCAUUGGAGGAGGGCUGGCAUAUAUGAUGCCAUUCUUCUAUCCAAACAAUCUAUCAAUAGGGAUGAGAACCUGCUUGCUGCUGCCUUGUGUUUUUGGAAUUCUGCUAGCAACACUUUUGAUUUCCGUGAGCUAAAACCAGGAGAAUCUGUCAUGCCCUUCCACUAUCUCUCCAGCUACGAUCAAUCAGAACUGCUCUUUCUCAAAUUACUUGAGAAAGUUCAGCACCUGGCCGAAGCUCUGCAUAAUCAUAUUGAUGUAGGGCUUGGUACUACAGUUCUGGCCCACCUGUUCAAGAACCUGCAUACUGCCACUUUGGAGAAUCCACUGAAUCUGUCUGCUCCUGGUGCCUUCUGGAUGAUUCAGGUCUGGCUGCUGGUUUAUUUCCUAGAAUUGAGAUUUCCAGAUAUAGUUCUGCCUGAGGACCAAGUUCUAGCUCAACCACUGAUGUCGGCAGAAGUGCCCAAGCGUUCCCUUGAAGAAUAUUUGAUGUUUUUUAGACACUACAUUAAAAGAUCACCAACUCAAUGGCAGGUGGUGAUCAGAAGGACCUAUCCCUGGUUCCAUCCUGGACAUUGGCUGUUUGAGAAAGGGCCAGAAGAAGAAGCUGCCAGAAUUGAUUUCAGAAAGAAGUUCUUGAGUGUGACCUUGCCCAGAGACUUACCUUAUGGAGGAGGAAAACCUCCAAAUUAUCACUUGGGGGUAGAAGUAUAUCACCCUAAUUUAUGCGCAAGACAACUAGGCUGCCCCCAACUUAUUCCGCUUAAAUCAUACAGAAGCUGCAAUAUUGGUUCCUCUUGGAGGGACGUGGAGGACCUGGAGGUGCAUAAGGAUGCCAGGUGCGUAGUAAACAAGAUAAACAACAGCGCAGAUGCCCUUUAUCCCUUAUGGCAGCCUAACUCUUGUAGCUCCGCUGAUUUUGAUGCCUGGUGGAAAGCGAAAUGCCAGGAUCUGCCUCACUCUACUGCUGCAUUUAGGGUGCUUUUUGACGGCUGGGAUAACUGGACUGUCUUUGCAUCAUCGGAGGCAAAGGAGUUUAUGAUGAAGACCAUCAAAGAUAUUAACGCCCAAGUUAUAGAAGAUCCUUCCUUAGCAGGAAAUGUAGGUGGGCAGUCUAUCUAUGAUGGCAGAUCAAUUCUGUUAUUUCAGCUGGAGAUCUGGAGCUACCUUCCGGAUAAGAAGAAGAAGAAGAAGAACAACAACAACAACGACAACAAGCAGAACAGACUUAUGUUGAGGCAACCCCUUCUACCAGAUGGAAAAGAAAGGAAACUGCUCGUACUGCAACUUCAGGUGACUUUUGACAGCUUUGAGUUUUUUUAUAGUCUUGUUCUGUCAUGUUUAGCUUAUGUCCUAAUGGCCUAUUCUCUGUUUAUUGUAGCUGAAAGUCCUUCUCCAACUCCCACUAAGUCAAAAAGGCUCAGAAAGAGGACUGAGGUGGAAUAUGUGGCUACUGAUGGAACUGCAGCAGAUACCACCACAACUUCCGGCACGGAUGAAGAACUGAGAGAGGCAUUUGAAGCUGUGGAGCAAGAGAUGGAGCUGGAAGAGCUGGAAGAAGUAGGAAAGGGGCCUCAGGAGAAGGCCAAGACAGUGGAAAUCCCUGCUGAGGUGAUAGCAGAGAGCAUUGCCUUGGCGCAAAGAGCAUUUCCUUGGCUCAGAAAGGCAGAACAUUCCACUGCUGUUCCAGCAGCUGGCGAACAAUCAGAGCAAUCUGCAUUCGAGCCUGUGGAUAGAGCUGGCAAACGGGUCGUUUUUGCGGGUUACGGGUCGUGUUCGUGUCAACCCGUUAUCUUAACAGGACGAACACGACCCGUUAGCUUAACGGGUCAGAAACACUAG